Messenger RNA from Spodoptera frugiperda (fall armyworm), 1401 nucleotides. Its product is annotated as protein 5NUC. Gene Ontology annotation, cellular component: plasma membrane. NCBI's taxonomy places the organism in Eukaryota, Metazoa, Arthropoda, Insecta, Lepidoptera, Noctuidae. Bases 1 to 1401 code for a protein of 466 amino acids. The record is from RefSeq and is a predicted model, not a curated record. Gene Ontology annotation, molecular function: 5'-nucleotidase activity. The transcript has 2 exons. Gene Ontology annotation, biological process: AMP catabolic process.
AUGAUUUUAGAUAAAUCUCUUGGGAACCACGAAUUCGACGAUGGAGUCAGCGGGCUUACACCUUUCAUAGAAAGUCUUACCUGCCCAGUAUUAUCAGCCAAUCUUGUUCUUAACAAAGUGCCAGAACUUGCUAGGGAACCUAAUCUUAAAAAAUCUAUAGUACUUGAUGUUGCGGGUCAUAAAAUUGGUAUAGUUGGCUACUUAACGCCAGAAACCAAGGUAUUAGCAGUACCAAAUGACGUCGAGUAUAUUGAUGAAAUAGAAGCUCUCAACAAAGAAGUAAAGAAACUGCAAUCUGAAGGAAUCAAAAUAAUCAUUGCUGUUGGUCAUUCUGGAUAUCUUAGAGAUUUAAAAAUAGCUAAAGAAGUUGAUGGAUUAGACUUAGUUAUUGGUGGACAUACGAACACAUUCUUAUGGAACGGCACAAGCCCAGAUGCGGAAAAACCCGAAGGCUUCUAUCCUACUUACGUGCAGCAACCAUCUGGAAGAAAAAUUCCUGUUGUCCAAGCGUAUGCUUACACCAAGUAUUUAGGAAAACUACAUUUGGUAUUCGAUUCUGAGGGUAAUUUAAUUAGUUCAGAUGGAAAGCCAAUUCUUUUAGACCAUAAUAUACCUCAAGAUAAAGAAGUGUUGAAAAUAAUAAGCAAGUACAAAGCCAGUGUUGUUCAUUUAACAGAAGAAGUGGUAGGACGUACUGGUGUAAUUUUAAAUGCCCAUCCGUGCUCGGGUGCAGAAUGUAAUAUGGGUAACUUGAUCACGGAUGCGAUGGUUGAUAAGUACGCCUCAGAAUACACCGGGGAACAUUGGACAGACGCACCUAUUGGUAUAAUUCAAGCUGGUGGUAUACGCACGUCAAUAGCGCGUGCCACAUUGCCAACUAAUAUCACCACAGGAGAUUUACUCUCGGUGAUGCCUUUCGAAGGUAGUGCAGUAACUAUAUCAGUCAAUGGCAGUAUUCUUUAUGAAAUGUUGGAAUACUCAGUCUCUCGCUACAAUCCUUUAGCUUCAAACGGGGAAUUCUUACAAGUGUCUGGUAUACAAGUCGUGUAUGAUCUUAGAAGGCCACCCGGAUCAAGAGUUGUUGAUGCUAAAGCAAGAUGUUGGGCAUGUGAUGUUCCCAAAUUUACAAAAAUAGUAGACAGAGAUAUUUACAAAGUGAUAAUGCCUAGUUUCCUUUCAACGGGCGGGGAUGGUUUCUCUAUGUUUCUUGGUUUGCCUAAAACAACUUUAGGUUAUAAUGAAUUAGCAUGUACCAAAUUGUAUGUUGCACGUUACAGUCCAAUUCACCCACAAAUUGAAGGGCGUAUCACUUUCUUAAAUGAUGAGCCGAGUGCUUCUUGUACUGUAAACAUAUCAUUAUUAUUAAUGUUGGUUACUAUUGCAACAUUCCUUAUAGUUUAA